Xenia sp. Carnegie-2017 is the source of this 1111-nucleotide messenger RNA. Its product is annotated as ubiquitin domain-containing protein 2-like. The record is from RefSeq and is a predicted model, not a curated record. Lineage: Eukaryota; Metazoa; Cnidaria; Anthozoa; Malacalcyonacea; Xeniidae. Gene Ontology annotation, molecular function: protein binding.
GUCAUGGAAUGUUUUUCCUUUGCGGUGAAGAGGAGUAGUGUUUAAACUAAAUCGAGAAUUUCAAGACAUUGUCUAAAAUAAUGAAGUUAAAGAAUUAGAAUCGUAAUGGGAGGAUGUAUGGGCACUUCCAGAGAGCCCAGCAUUGAUGCUGGCCAUAUUGAUCCUCUCAGUACAUCUACGGGAGUUGCAAUAGGCCGUAAUCGGCCACUUAACGUUGAUAAACAAGAAUGGAUUACUGAAGUGCCCAUGACAAUGACACAGCUUCGUACUAAAAGAGAGGAGUUUUGGGAAACCGCUCCGGCAUUUGAAGGAAGGAAAGAAAUAUGGGACGCGUUAAAAGCUGCAAGCGAACAAGACGAUAUCAGUAUGGCACAAGUUAUAGUGGACAGUGCUAAUAUCACUCUACCUACAGGUUCACUGACUGAGGCAUAUGAUGAAUUAGGGAAUAACUAUAAAGUACCUCUCUUCUGUAUUACGGAGCCUUCAAAUCUUCUUAAAAAUGAAGACAUUCCCGAGAAAACCAAAAGUAAAAAUUAUGAAGAGGAAAAAGAUGUUCCUACAGGUGAUGCUUAUCCUGUUAAGUUUCGACUCUCCACUGGAAAAGAAAUAAAACUUCAAGUAUAUCCUUCUGAUAGUGUCUACAAACUGAAAAUAAUAGAAAAUCGUGAAAAUGUUGCAUUGAACAGACAGAGGUGGUUUUACAGUGGGCAAUUGCUUACUGAUAAUAUGACUGUUAAAAAUGCUGACAUCAAGAAAAGCUAUGUUGUUCAAAUUAUUGUUUCUGAAGACAGAAAAUGAUAUCAUACUUUGCCAAAGUACCACUCUGAAUAUUAUGUAAAUAUAGUAUUUGACCAUCAGAACAUAGUGUUUUGCAAAGAGAACUUCAUGAUUACUAGACUUGGUGAUCUUCAGUUAAUGAACAAGAAACAAGGAAGUUCAUUUGAAGUCAAACAACAAUUUAUUUCCCAUUGUUUGCCACACCAAGUCAUCAAUUUGGUUCAUUACCUACUGUAUGAAAUAAUGUAUGAAUGUAAAGAUCAAAUACCUCUAAAGCACUGGAGGUAUUUGAUCUUUACGUUCAAUUGAAAUGAAAUAUUUCCCAACACUGCAA